Hydractinia symbiolongicarpus is the source of this 1076-nucleotide messenger RNA. RefSeq lists its product as uncharacterized. The transcript has 2 exons. Bases 17 to 991 code for a protein of 324 amino acids. Lineage: Eukaryota; Metazoa; Cnidaria; Hydrozoa; Anthoathecata; Hydractiniidae. The record is from RefSeq and is a predicted model, not a curated record.
CUUCACUUAACAAAGUAUGUCACCCACUUUAGUUAAUACAGCAAAUUUCAUCAGCUCGACUGAAAAAAUAAUUAACAAAAAGUUGUUGGAAUCAGAAAAACGAGAACUGAAGCUUGAAAUUUUAAAAGACGUGAGUGAAAUCAUUAACGGUAAGAAUGAAGUUCUUAUUGAUCACCUAUUGAAGGAAAUUCAAUUUCUGAGGGAGCAGUUGAGUUCUAAGGACGAAAUCCUGCGAUUGUUCUUAAAAAAUACUGAUGAAAAUUAUAUCACAAAAAAUGCAGAGACGCCUUCACAGAAUAAUAUUACUAUGGCAACGGAGUCGAAAACUUUUAAAAAUGUUAAACUGACAACUUAUGAUAAUACAAAAGAAACGAUUAACCAACCUUUAAGUGUCGAUAUCUCCACACAAAAGAAAGAUAACGACCGGCCAACUCUCGUGAAUUCAAAUGAUCAAUUAGGUGAUGCUAACAUCACAACUCGAAAGAAAAAUCAAAAAAAUGUUAACGACGUCAAAAAAAGUACACACGACGAACACAGAAACCUUGAUCUGAAUAUAACAUCAAACGAAAGGAAACAGAUUAUUGUGGUAGGUGAUUCAAUCGUAAAACAUAUUCGACCAUACGGAAUAUCAAAGACAGACUCUGUUAGAAUUCGUUGUCAGCCUGGUGCUACAACUGAAGAUAUUGUCGAUCAUGUUAAGCCAUACUCACGAAAACUUCCGGAUGCAAUUAUUAUUCACUCUGGAACCAAUGAUAUUACGAACGGGAUUGGCACAGUAAAAAAGCUGAAGAAUGUUAUCCACACAAUUCGCGAAAUUGAUAAAGAUAAGAAAAUAGAAAUUCUUAUUUCUGGAAUCGUAAAUAGAUAUGAUGGCAACUAUAAUAAACAAAUUAGUGACACAAAUCAAAGAAUUGAAAGUCUAUGUCAAUCGAAAAACUUAAUAUUUAUUGAUAACAGCAAUAUGAAACAAGACUGUCUCAACCAAGGAUGAUGGUAUGCAAAGCAAAGAAGUCAAAUUAACUAAAUUAAUUGCCUUCUUCAUUGACUUUAAUUAGCGACUUUUCCCGAGAAGCUAG